AUGUUUAAUGGUUAUGUGUUUCUAGAUUUCAGUCAUUCGUGCCCAAAUACUAGCUUCACUUGUAAAAAUGGUCGCUGUGUUUCUCGAGCUUUUUACUGUGAUUUUAAAAACGACUGCGGUGACGAUUCAGAUGAAAUUCGAUGCGAUCAAUGUUCCAGUGAUUCGUUUCAAUGUUAUGAUGGCUCGUGUAUACCUAAAUCACGGGUCUGUGAUGGCCAGGUUGAUUGUAAGGGUAAUACAAGAGAGGAUGAAAUCUCGGGAUGUUCCGGUAGAAAAUUUAGCUCUUGUUCCGAUUAUUAUAAAAAUGGCUUCACUAACAGGGGUGUUUAUGCCAUCCAUCAGUCGACAAAUAUGGCGGAAUUGAAAGCCUAG
Molecule: messenger RNA, 372 nt
Organism: Patella vulgata (common limpet)
Lineage: Eukaryota; Metazoa; Mollusca; Gastropoda; Patellidae
Product: complement factor I-like
Exons: 3
Coding region: 1-372 (123 amino acids)
Molecular function (GO): protein binding
Source: RefSeq, a predicted model, not a curated record